UUCAGUCUCCGUCUCCUCUUCACCAUGUUCAGUCGUCUCCUCUCCUCUCUUCCUCCCUUCAUCCACUAUCUCUCCCUCCCUCCCUCCUUCUCUCCAUACUUCCUCCUCCUCGUCCUCUUCGUCGUUGCGGCCGUCGUCGUUGUCUUCCUGAUCUUGUCCUGUCCUCGUCCGGCCCGGGGCUCCGUCCCCUGCCUGCCGAGGAUCCCCGUCCUGGGCAGCCUCCCGUGGCUGGGAGGAGGACUCCCUCCACACCUCCUCUUCAGCCAGCUGGCACACAGGUACGGGUCUCUGUUUGCUCUCUACCUGGGUCCUCACUACACUCUGGUGGUGAACAGCCAUCAACAUGCCAGAGAGGUUCUGCUGCAGAGAGGACGAGACUUCGCUGGACGACCGAGUAUGGUGACCACCGACCUGUUGACCCGAGGAGGUAAAGACAUCGCCUUCUCCGACUACACUCCUCUCUGGAAGUUACACCGCCGCCUCGUCCACAACUCCUUCACUCUGUUUGGAGAAGGAAGCGGCCGGCUGCAGGACAUCGUUCUGUCCUCCGUGGACAGUCUCUGUGGCGAGUUGUUGUCCAGCGGGCGGCGUGGCUUCGACCCGUCUCCCGCGGUGACCGGGGCCGUCACCAAUGUCGUGUGCACGCUGGUGUUCGGUGCCACCUAUCGCCACGGCGACGCCGAACUGCAGGACGUGAUCCGAUACAACGACGGCAUCGUGCAGACGAUCGCCAGAGGAGGACUGGUGGACAUUUACCCCUGGAUGAAGGUCUUUCCUAACAAGUGUCUCAGUAAACUGAAGGACUGCAUCACCGUGAGAGACCGACUGCUGUCCCGUAAACUGGAGGAGCACAAGGCGUCGCUGAGCGACGGCGACCCCCGUGACCUUCUGGACGCCUUGCUGAAGGGCAAGACGGACAGCAGGCCGGGUCAAAGGUCACCUGGGUCGGAGGAGGAGAGGAUAACCGACGACCACGUCCUGAUGACGGCGGCUGAGGCCUUCGGAGCCGGCGUGGAGACGACGUCCACCACGCUGCUGUGGAUCCUGGCCUACCUGCUGCACCACCCGGAGGUACGCAUGAUGUCAUCAUGUGGUCGGUGGAUGGUUAUCGGUUAUAAAUGGCGUGCUCGGUGUGCCCCCCCUCUCCAGGUCCAGGAGCGCGUGCAGAAGGAGCUGGACGAGCACGUGGGCAGCGAUCGGGCGGUCUGCGUGUCGGACCGCGGCCGGCUGCCGUAUCUGGACUGCGUCAUCAACGAGGGCAUGAGGAUCCGACCGGUGAGCCCGGUGCUGAUCCCGCACACCGCCAUGACGGACAGCAGUAUCGGAGGUCACUCUGUCAGUCGUGGGACUCGCGUGUUGGUCAACAUGUGGUCGAUUCACCACGACCCCCGACACUGGGACAACCCCGACCUGUUCAACCCAGAUCGUUUCCUUGACGACCGGGGCCAGCGGGUCACGCCCUCCUGCUUCCUGCCGUUCGGGGCGGGACCUCGAGUCUGCGUCGGCGAAUCGUUGGCCAGGCUGGAGCUCUUCCUCUUCCUGUCCUCUCUGCUGCAGCGAAUGAGCUUCACGCUGCCGGACGGGGCUCCCCCGCCCAACCUGCAGGGGCGGCUGGGCGUGGUCCUGCAGCCGCUACCUUAUAAGGUCGUUGUCACGCCGAGGGCGGGGUGGGAGGGCGGGGCUAAAUGAAAGGGGGAGGGGCUGAUACUUUUGUUACUAAGCUAAAAUGUUACUCAGGUAAAAAAUGAACUGAAAGAAAGGUAACACUUUAUAAUAACCUUCCCUUAUAAUAGUUAAUUAAACUGUUUUACUGUUAAUAAACAAUGAAAUGAUCAUUA
Messenger RNA from Sebastes umbrosus (honeycomb rockfish), 1838 nucleotides. RefSeq names its product steroid 17-alpha-hydroxylase/17,20 lyase. Gene Ontology annotation, molecular function: heme binding; iron ion binding; steroid 17-alpha-monooxygenase activity. The transcript is spliced from 8 exons. Lineage: Eukaryota; Metazoa; Chordata; Actinopteri; Perciformes; Sebastidae. The record is from RefSeq and is a predicted model, not a curated record. Gene Ontology annotation, biological process: hormone biosynthetic process; progesterone metabolic process. The coding region runs from base 25 to 1689 and encodes 554 amino acids.